Anguilla rostrata (American eel) is the source of this 1743-nucleotide messenger RNA. Its product is annotated as galactosylceramide sulfotransferase-like. Gene Ontology annotation, molecular function: galactosylceramide sulfotransferase activity. NCBI's taxonomy places the organism in Eukaryota, Metazoa, Chordata, Actinopteri, Anguilliformes, Anguillidae. The transcript has 3 exons. Gene Ontology annotation, biological process: galactosylceramide biosynthetic process; myelination. The coding region runs from base 155 to 1429 and encodes 424 amino acids. The record is from RefSeq and is a predicted model, not a curated record. Gene Ontology annotation, cellular component: membrane.
CUCACAGAGCAGGUUCCAGGGCAGAUUAGAGCUGAAUGUGUGGAGCAGGGCACAUGCUGGCCCUGGCUGGAGACUGAAGGAAAGCCCAUUCCAUCUCUGCACUGUCGCUGCCAACAACUGCAAAUUACAACCUCAGGUGUGCUUUGUAGGGAGCAUGGCUGUAAGGUGUUUUAGGCGGCACAGAUCAUUGGGCACAGGGUUACUUCUGGUAGUCUUGAUGACCAGCCUGGCGAUGCUGCUGUCCUGCCUGUCUGGACCUAUUCACCAGCGCCACCCACAGGAGAUCUUGGUGCCGCUCUCCUGUGCGCAACACCCACCGGCUGAACAAGAAUCCAACGCCUCCCAGAAUGCCUCGGGGAAGGCGAGAGCCUGCAGGCCGAAGGUAGACAUUAUGUUCCUGAAGACUCACAAGACCGCCAGCAGCACGGUGCUCAACAUCCUGCUCCGCUUCGGGGAGAAGCACGGGCUCAGGAUCGCGCUGCCGCACGGACGCAACGACUUCUUCUACCCCCGGGCGUUCGAGCGCUGGCAGGUGGAGGGCUACCGCCCGGGACUCUGCUUCAACAUCAUCGGCAGCCACAUGCGUUUCAAUGCUGCCGAGGUCGCCCGCCUGCUGCCACCCCAAGCCGCUUACAUCACCAUCCUGCGUGACCCCGCCCGCGUCUUCGAGUCCUCCUUCCACUACUACGGCCGGCUGGUGCCCCUCACCUGGACCAUCCCGGGCCGGGACAAGCUGGCCGAGUUUUUGCGCCAGCCCCGCCGUUACUACCGCCCUGGCGGUUACAACGCCUUCUUCCUGCAUAACCUGCAGCUCUUCGACCUGGGGUACGACCACGCCCUGGGGCCAGAGGACUCCCAGGUGGGGCUCGCCAUCAGCCACAUCGAGCAGCGCUUCCAGCUGGUGCUGCUGGCUGAGCACUUCGAGGAGUCGCUGGUGCUGCUCAGGGACGCCCUCUGCUGGGAGGCGGAGGACCUGCAGUUCUUCAGGCUGAACAUGCGCAAGGAGGCCGCCGUGUCGCCGCUGAGCGCCGAGCAGAGGGAGCGCGCGCGCCAGUGGAACGGCGCGGACUGGCGGCUCUACCGCCACUUCAACGCCAGCUUCUGGGCGCGGGUGGAGGCGUUCGGGCACGCUCGCAUGCGGCGGGAGGUGCAGGAGCUGCGGCAGAGGAACCGGCGCUUGGCGGACGCCUGCAUCGAGGGGGGCUUCGCCGUGGAGCCCACCCGCAUCCGGGACCCGUACAUGCAGCCCUGGCAGCCGGUCGGGGAGCACUCCAUCAUGGGGUACAACCUCCGUCAGGACGUAGACGAGGCUCAGAGACAGCUCUGCCUCCGCAUGCUCACCCCGGAGAUACAAUACCUCUCCCUGCUUGGCGGGGACCUGUGGAUCACGCAGCUCUGGGGGCACAUCCGCCAUCUCAUCAACUGGUAACAGUGCCAGACCGCCCAGGGACUGCUGUGACUGCUGUAUUUGUUUUUGUAACACAUUUAUUUUGUAAUUUGAGUGCUCUGUACAGUACGUGGGUCUGCGUAACUUGGUUGUUUCAUACAGAAUUUCUGUAAAGGAAAAUGAGGUAGAAUUCAAAUGUACUGAAUGUUCCAUGAUCUCAAGAUGCUAAAAUCAAGCACAGAUGCUUGAUGCUGUGAACCACUUAAAAUAAAUAAUGGUGCAUCAUGGACAAACAUACCUGGUUUGCACAGAAUAAUUACAUCAUAAAAAAAGCAGGAACUGUGAUCUUGCUUAAA